UGGAGCCAACAACCAUCGAAGAAAGCGAUACAGUUGUCUAGCCAGUUUACUUCAAAACUGUUUUAUCACGCCAUUCCGUAUCUAGUGGUUUUAGAGUAUGUAUGAAUAAACAGUAUUGAUGUAGGUGUUAAAGCUAGGUAAACCAUUAAACACGUGGAGUUGCAUUAAGUUAUUACCUGACGGAAGCUGACGACAAACAUCAGCGGCUGGUUCGUUGGCCAUGGCGGACCCAGAGACGCCCCGCUCGGGCAAGUCCUCGGGCAAGUCCAAGCGCUCCAGCUCUGGUAAGAGCAAAAAGGCCAAGAAUCAGAGCAUCACGCCUGCUCCUGGGGAGAGCCUGCCUGAAGACAAGGAGAUUCAGCCUGGAGAGGAGAUUCAAGAGGAAAGCAGCCAAGGAACGGCUGUGACCAUAGAAGAGGUGGACACGUACACCGUGGGCCUGAGGAUGCUGUUGAAAAACCGUGUGGCUCUGACUGGCAUGUCGAAGCUGCCUUGGUCAGAGGAGAACGAGAAAGCCCUGGAUAAGUUCAUCUUGGACAGCUCCAACAGGACCCUCGUGGUCUACCCAGACCCCUACGCUGGCCUCCGGGUGGAGUACGCCAUGCCGUCUCAGGUGGUAGACCAGCUGGCCUUCUUCGUCCGCUCUGAUGGCGGUCUGAUCCUUGAGGAGACGUUUGAGAGCACGGUGCAGUUUGGUACGGUGCGGGGCAACGCCACCGAGAGCCUGCUGAGGAUGAUGAACGGAGUGCACGCCCCCCAGGUCACCCUCAGCACCGCCUGGCCCGAGAGCAUCAAGAACAACUACUCCGCCCACAUGCAUCGCUUCCUCACAAACCUCACAGACACCAGGUUCAAGCUGGUGGGCAACACAGUGCUUUAUAUCCCUAUGGAGGCCCUGCAGCGUAGCCCGGAGGUGGCCAGCAAGGACAAGGAGCUGGUGCAGAGACUGGAGAUGGUGAUGAUCCACUGGACCCGUCAGAUCAAGGAGGUGCUGAAUGCUCAGGAGACGGUAGAGACGGGGGACAGCUCUGGACCCCUGGAGGAGAUCUCCUUCUGGAGGAGUCGCUGUGCCGACCUCUCUGGGAUCAGCCAGCAGUUGCAGAAGCCCGGGGUCCGUCACGUCCAGACCACACUGCAGCUCUCCAAGUCCUCCUACGUACCCCCCUUCUGCAAGCUGGCCAAGCAGAUCCAGGAUGGCUCUCUCCAAGCCCAGUCCAACCUGUCCUUCCUGUCCCUGCUGAGGGAGCCAUGUGAGGAGAUGGCUCAGCUCAAGCCCAGAGAGGUGGUUCCCAAGCUGGCUCACAUCCUCAACCUCAUCCGCCUCAUCUGGGUCAACUCUGUCUACUACAACACCCGCGAGAGACUCACCGCUCUCUUCAGAAAGAUGAGUAAUGAGAUUAUCCGGCUGUGCUGCAGAGAUAUCUCCCUGGACAGGAUCUUUCAAGGCUAUGUGGUGUCCAGCAAGCAGACCCUCAACGACUGCAUUCAGUGCUGCCUGGCCUGGAAGGAGCUUUACCUGCACGCCUCACAGCUGCACCAUAAGUACUCUUCUAAAGGCUGGGUCCUGGACCAGACCAGCAUCUUUGCAUUGGUCGAUGCCUUUAUACAGAGGUGCAAAGACCUGCUGGAGGUGUGUGACUGCCAGCAGCAGUUUGCCAGGCGGGAGGAGGGCGAGCAGAUACCCCUGCCCUGCUUCGCCGGACGCCAAGGGGCGGAGGUGACCCGCAGCCUGCUGGAGAUGGAGUCCACGUUCGGACGCAGCCUGCUGAUCCUCCAACACGUCCGCAAGGGCAUCCUGGACGUAAAGAACACCUCCUGGCACGACGACUACAACAGGUUCCGUGCGGGAGUGAAGGACCUGGAGGUGAUGAUGCAGAACCUGAUCAGCACGGCGUUUGAGACGGUCAACACCGUGGAGGAGGGCGUUCAGCUGCUAGACGUCUUCCAGCACCUGUCUGCCCGCGAGGCCAUCAAGAGGACCAUAGACAGGAAGACGGUAGAUGUCUAUGGUCUUUUUAAUAAGGAACUCAACCUGGUCAACAAGGAGCUGAGUAAAAAGGUGUUCCACACCCCUGCCCACAUGCCCCUCAACGCUGGACAGGCCCACUGGGCUAGAGCCCUGCGGCGACGCAUAGAGAGACCCAUGGAGGUGGUACAGUGUGCCCACUUCCUGCCCCACAUCGGCAGUGGAGAGGAGGUGCGUCUGGCGUACAGCCAGCUGGUCCAGACCCUGGAUGAGUUGGUCCGGAGGGUCUUCUCUGAGUGGAGUCAGUCUCUGGACAGACAGAGUCUCAAGAGGCUGAACCAGCCACUCAUGAUGCGCUGCAAGGAGAAACAGGGCAUGCUGGACAUCAACUUCGACAAGAACAUGCUGAAGAUGUUCAAUGAGAUCCACUACUGGGAGCGUCUGCUGUUCGAGAUCCCCCACUACGUCUCUGACGUCUACCAGAGGAGAGAGGAGCUCCGCAGCAUGAGGGAGAGUGUGCUGCUGGUGGUACGAGACUACAACCGGGUCAUCGCGUCGCUGUCUGCUGAAGAGCUGGGUUUGUUCCGGGAGCGAAUCCGUUUCCUGGACAAGAAGAUCCAGCCAGGUCUCUCCAAGCUCCUCUGGUCCUCUAAAGGAGCGUCCAGCUUCUUCAUCAAAGACUGCAGGCUGCACGCCAGCAAGAUCCAGCUCAUCGUGGAUGAGUACAAGGCAGCCAACCUGGCCAUCUCCCGCCAGUGUGGUCUGAUCAGUGAGCUGCUGCUUGUGCGUGUGGAUGGGAAGACAGUGUACAGGGACCUGGAGUUUGAGGGGGACCAGCAGGCCCACCAGCAAGCCCAGCUCCAGCGGCUCCACUCAGCACACCAGGACAUCAUAGCCAUCAUGUCCCGGGUCUACGAGACCUUCCGCACAGACGGACCAGAGGUCCAGCAGCACUGGGUUGUGUACACGGAGAAGAUGGACGGCUUGGUGGAGGAGGCUCUCCGUCUCAACAUCAAGUGGUCCUUACAGGAGCUGUCCAAGGCCAUCAACGGAGACAGCAAGACUUCCCCCAACCCCCUCUUCAGGGUGCAGGUGGUACUACGCCACGAGGGCCCCGGGGCCACCUCACAGGUGGAGUUCUCCCCCACUCUACAGAAACUGGCUCAGAUCGUGAACAACAUCAGUUGUCAGCUGAUCGGCACCAUCUCUGUGUUCAAACGCCUCCCGGACCUCCUCACACGCAGACACUCACAGAGGAAACCUGUACGCUGCAUCAUAGAACAAGAUGAGGAGAUCGGUAAGAUUCAGGCAGCGGUAGCAGCAGGAAUGACGGCCAACGCAGGCCACCUGCAGGCUUACCUGAAGACCUGGGACAAACACAGAGAGAUCUGGGAGAUCAACAAGGACCCCUUCAUCAGGAGAUACCAGCGUCUCAACCCCCCCGUGUCCUCCUUCGACGCCGACAUCGCCAGGUACACGGAGGUGGCCAACAAUGUUCAGAAGGAGGAGACGGUGUUGAGUGUUCAGUUUGUGCUGCUGGACUGUGCUCCCCUGAAGUUCAGCCUGGUGCAGCACUGUAACGAGUGGCAGGGCAAGUUCACCCAGCUGCUCAGCCUCAUGGCCAGCACCAGGCUCAAAGAGCUGCACGUCUUUCUGCAGGAGAACGCUCUCAGGCUGAGCCAGCCCCCUCAGUCCCUGGUGGAGCUGGGGGAGAGUCUGAAGCUCCUGGAGACACUACAGGGAGACCUUCAGAAGAUUGAGAGUCAGAUCCCUCCCAUCCACGAACAGUUUGCUAUCCUGGAGAAGUACGAGGUCACCGUGGACCAGGCUGUCCAUGAGAUGUUGGAGGCUCUGAACGGGGAGUGGGUGUGGUUCCAACAGGUGGUGAUAGACAGUGACAUCAUGCUGAAGAAACACAAGGACAAGUUCAAGGGCAGCCUCAUCUUCUCAGCAGAGGAGUUUAAGAAGAAAAUGCAGAUUACUGUCCAGACCUUCAGCAGCUCAGGUCCGUUUGGUAGUGGGGUGACGUGCGAGUUGGCUCUGGAGAAGGUAGCAGCGCUGAGAGGCCAGCUGGACACGCUGAAGGAGGAGGAGGGAACCAUACGCCACGGCCUGGGCAUCUUCAAGCUUGAACAGCCGUGCUCUAAAGACGUACAGACCCUGGAGAAGGACCUAGACUACCUGCAGCAGGUGUGGGAGAUCACCCAGCAGUGGGAUGCCCACUGGGAUGAGUGGAAGGCGGGUCAGUUUGUCACUCUGCAGACAGAGAGCAUGGAGAACACCGCCCAGGCCAUGUUCAAGAAACUACACAAACUCAGCAGGGAACUCAAGGAUAAGCAGUGGGAGAUAGUGGACUUCUCUAAGAACAGGAUUGACCAGUUCAAGAGAACCAUCCCUCUCAUCUCUGACCUGAGGAACCCAGCCAUGAGGGACAGGCACUGGAAGCAGAUCUGCCACGAGGUUCAGCGGUCGUUUGACCACACCAGUCCAGAAUUCACCCUGGAGAGGAUCGUGGCCCUGGGCCUCGAGCAGCACGCUGACAAGAUCUCGGAGAUAUCCGGAGCCGCCAGCAAAGAGCUCUCCAUAGAACAGUCGCUGGAGGGCAUCGCCAUGACAUGGGAAGAGACUUCCCUGGACAUCGCACCUUACAAAGACAAGGGCCACCACAGGCUGAGGGGUACAGAGGAAGUGUUCCAGACCCUGGAGGACAACCAGGUGACCCUCUCCACCAUGAAGGCGUCCAGGUUCGUCAGGGCCUUUGAGAAGGAAGUGGACCACUGGGAACGCUGUCUCUCUCUGGUGCUGGAGGUCACAGAGGUGGUCCUCACUGUCCAGAGGCAGUGGAUGUACCUGGAGAACAUCUUCCUGGGCGAGGACAUUCGUAAGCAGCUUCCAAGAGAGUCCACAGAGUUUGAUGACAUCAACAGCAGCUGGAAGACCAUCAUGGAUCGACUGAACAAGGACAACAACGCCCUGAGGGGAACACACCACCCAGGCCUGCCGGAAAAGCUGUCUGAGAUGAACAACAAGCUGGAGGAGAUCCAGAAGUCUCUGGACAUGUACCUGGAGACCAAGCGCCAAAUCUUCCCUCGCUUCUACUUCCUGUCCAACGACGACCUGCUAGAGAUCCUGGGCCAGUCCCGCCACCCCGAGGCCGUGCAGCCGCACCUCAAGAAGUGCUUCGACAACAUCAAGAGCCUUCGCAUGGGAAAGGUUGGGAUCAGCAGUGCUAAGUCUGAGGCCAGCGGGAUGUUCUCAGCGGAGGGAGAGUUUGUGGAGUUCAGUCACCCUGUGCUGCUGGAGGGCCCUGUGGAGGCCUGGCUGUGUGACGUGGAGAGGACCAUGCGCUGGACAUUGAAGGACUCUCUGAAGAACUGUCGCCUGGCCCUGAAGAAGAUGACUGGGAAGAGAGACAAAUGGGUCAAAGACUGGCCUGGACAGAUGCUGAUCACAGCCAGUCAGAUCCAGUGGACCGCUGACGUCACCAAGUCUCUGAUCACCGGCAAGGAGAGGGCCGACAAGUCUGCCCUCAAGUCCUUGAAGAAGAAACAGGUGUCCAUGCUGCACCGUUACUCUGACGCCAUCCGGGGGAACCUGUCUAAGAUCCUGCGGCUGAAGAUCGUUGCGCUGGUCACCGUGGAGGUGCACGACCGCGACGUCAUCGACAAGCUGGCUAAGACGGGCUGCAACGACGUCAAUGCCUUCGACUGGCUCUGCCAGCUCCGCCUCUACUGGGAGAAGGAAGUGGAUGACUGUAUCAUCAGGCAGACCAACACACACUUCCAGUACAGCUAUGAGUACCUGGGUAACUCUGGACGACUGGUCAUCACCCCACUCACUGACAGGUGUUAUAUGACCCUGACCACAGCCCUCCACCUCCACCGGGGGGGCUCUCCUAAAGGCCCAGCAGGGACAGAGACUGAGACGGUCAAGGACCUGGGCAAGGCUAUGGGCAUGUACGUCAUCGUGGUCAACUGCUCCGAUGGAAUGGACUUCAAGUCCAUGGGACGUAUGUACUCUGGACUGGCUCAGACGGGUGCGUGGGGCUGUUUUGAUGAGUUUAACCGUAUCAACAUUGAGGUGUUGUCAGUGGUGGCUCAGCAGAUCCUGUCCAUUCUGUCUGCUCUGUCUGCUGGAGUCACCAGCUUCAUCUUCGAAGGACGAGAGAUCCGCCUGGUCUGGUCCUGUGGCAUCUUCAUCACCAUGAACCCUGGCUAUGCCGGUCGUACAGAGCUGCCUGACAACUUGAAGUCCAUGUUCAGGCCUAUCUCCAUGGUGGUACCAGACUCCACCCUCAUCGCUGAGAUCACCCUGUUCGGAGAGGGAUUCAACAACUGCAAGCUGCUGGCUAAGAAGGUAUUCACCCUGUACUCUCUGGCAGUGCAGCAGCUGUCGAAACAAGACCACUAUGACUUUGGCUUGCGUGCCCUGACCUCGCUGCUCCGCUACGCUGGCAAGAAGAGACGUGUCUGCCCCGACGUGGCCGACGAGGAGAUCCUGCUGAUGUCUAUGAAAGACAUGAACAUCGCGAAGCUGGCCUCCGUCGACCUGCCGCUGUUCAACGGAAUCAUACAGGACCUUUUCCCCCGCGUGGAGACCCCUACUAUCGACUACGGAAAGCUGCGAGAGACGAUCGAGGCGGAGCUGCGGCAGGCCUGUCUGCAGGUGACCCCCUUCACCCUGACGAAGGUCAUCCAGCUGUACGAGACCAAGAACUCCAGACACUCCACCAUGAUCGUGGGCAAGACGGGCAGCGGCAAGACGGUCACCUGGAGGACCCUGCAGAGCACCCUGACGACCAUGCACCGCAAGGGAGAGCCCGGGUUCAACCUGGUCCGGGAAUGCCCUCUGAACCCCAAGGCGGUGAGCCUCGGGGAGCUGUAUGGUGAAUACGACCUGUCCACCAACGAGUGGACCGACGGGGUGCUCUCCUCCCUCAUGAGAGGGGCCUGCGCAGAUGAGAAGCCUGAUGAGAAGUGGAUCAUUUUUGACGGCCCGGUGGACACUCUGUGGAUCGAGAGCAUGAACUCUGUCAUGGACGACAACAAGGUUCUCACUCUCAUCAACGGAGAGAGAAUCUCCAUGCCAGAACAGGUGUCUCUGUUGUUUGAGUGUGAGGACCUGUCCCAGGCUUCCCCAGCCACGGUUUCUCGCUGUGGGAUGGUCUACAACGACUGCUCAGACCUGGGCUGGAAGCCCUACGUCCAGUCCUGGAUGGACAAACGACAGAAGGUUGAAGUGGACUACCUGAAGCGGUUGUUUGAUAGGUACACAGAGAAGACCAUAGCGUUCAGGAGGCGCAGCUGUAAGGAGCUGGUGGCCAUCACCGAUCUCAAUGGAGUCUCCUCCCUCUGCCGCCUCUACGACUCACUGGCCACACCCGACAACGGGGUGAACCCCUCUGACUCUGACCACUACGGUCGUAUGGUUGAGUUGUGGUUCAUCUUCAGUCUCAUCUGGUCCAUCUGUGCCUCGGUUGACGAGGGCGGUCGUAAGACGAUCGACAACUUCCUCAGGGAGAUGGAGGGUACCUUCCCCAAUAAGGACACCAUCUAUGAGUACUAUGUGGACACGAAGAACAAGACCUGGGCCUCCUUUGAGGACAAGCUGCUCAAGGGCUGGCGCUACCCCGCCAAUGCUCCGUUCUACAAGAUCAUGGUUCCCACGGUGGACACGGUGCGUUACAACUUCCUGGUGCGUGCUCUGGUGACGGGGCAGUACCCGGUGUUGAUGACGGGUCCGGUGGGCACGGGGAAGACCUCGGUGGCACAGAGUGUUCUGCAGGGACUGGACUCCUCCAAGUGGGCGGUCCUCACUGUCAACAUGUCCUCGCAGUCUUCUACUGUUCACUCUGUGAACCCCUCUCUGGCUCAGUCAGUCUUCUGCUACCACGUCAACAACGUACAGGCCAUCAUUGAGAGUCGUGUGGAGAAGAGGACUAAAGGUGUAUAUGUGCCUGUGGGCGGUAAGCGCAUGCUGGCCUUCCUGGACGACCUGAACAUGCCGGCCAAUGACGACUUUGGCUCCCAGCCUCCCCUGGAGCUGCUCCGCCUCUGGAUCGACUACGGCUUCUGGUACGACCGGCAGAAACAGACCCUCAAGUGUGUCAAGGUGAGAUGAGAGGGGUGGGGGGUACGUGUGUCGGGGGGGGGACGACUCGUUAUUACUAAGAACUUAGCCGCCUGCAGAGGCCGCUUCAACCUCAUCAACAUGACCUUCCCUACUGAGUCUCAGAUCAAGCGUAUCUAUGGUACUAUGAUCAACCAGAAGCUGCAGGAGUUUGAGGAGGAGGUGAAGCCUAUAGGUUCUGUCCUGACUCAGGCCACCUUGGAGCUCUACUACUCUACCGUCGCCCGCUUCCUGCCCACGCCCGCCAAGAUACACUACCUCUUCAACCUCAGAGACAUCUCCAGGGUGUUCCAGGGUUUACUGCGAGCUCACAGAGACUUCCACGACACCAAGCAGAGCAUCACCAGACUGUGGAUACACGAGUGCUUCAGGGUGUUCUCAGACCGUCUGGUGGACCAGAGUGACACAGAGGCCUUCGUAGGGCUGCUGGCUGAGAAACUAGGCUCUCUGUUUGAACUCACCUACCACAGCAUCUGCCCCAACAAACAACCACCCAUAUUCGGGGACUUCCUGAAGGAGCAUCGUGUGUAUGAGGAUCUAGUGGACUUGAAGACGUUGAAGGGUUUCAUGGAGUCUCAGCUGGAGGACUACAACCUGACCCCUGGAGUGGUACCCAUGUCCCUGGUGCUGUUCAGGGACGCCGUAGAACACAUAACCCGUGUGGUGCGUGUGAUCAGCCAGCCCAGAGGGAACAUGCUGCUGGUGGGCAUCGGGGGCUCAGGCAGACAGAGUCUUUCCAAGAUGGCCGCCUCCAUCUGUGAGUACCUGGUCUUCCAGGUGGAAGUCACCAAGCAGUACCGCAAGCAGGAGUUCAGAGAGGACAUAAAGAAGUUGUAUCGUCUGACGGGUGUGGACAACAAGCCCACCGUGUUCCUGUUCAACGACACCCAGAUAGUAGACCAAUCUUUCCUGGAGGACAUCAACAACAUCCUCAGCUCUGGAGAGGUGCCCAACCUCUACAAACAGGACGAGUUUGAAGAGGUGUCCAGUGCUCUGUCGGACUGGGCCAGGAAAGACAACAUCAUUGAGACUCCAGACUCCAUGUUCAACUACCUGAUAGAGAGAGUGAGGAACAACCUGCACAUCGUGCUCUGCAUGAGCCCUGUGGGAGACCCCUUCAGGAACUAUAUCCGUCAGUACCCAGCCCUGGUGAACUGUGCCACCAUCGACUGGUUCUCAGAGUGGCCCAGAGAUGCCCUGUUGGAGGUGGCUGAGAGAUACCUGGAUGGACUGGCCCUGGGCACCGUGGAGGGGAUCCAGACCAAAGUGGCCAGUAUCUUUGUGACCAUGCACCAGUCUGUGGCCCAGUUCUCCCAGAGGAUGAAGCUGGAGCUGAAGAGACACAACUAUGUCACUCCUACCAACUACCUGGAGCUGGUGUCUGGAUACAAAAAGCUGCUGGCUGAGAAGCGCAGUGAGCUGGGGGAACAGGUGACCAAGCUGAGGAACGGCCUGUUUAAGAUAGACGACACUCGCAGCAAGGUGGAGGCCAUGUCUGUGGAGCUGGAAGAGGCCAAGAAGAAGGUGGCUGACUUCCAGAAGCAGUGUGAGGAGUACCUGGUCAUCAUCGUCCAGCAGAAGAGAGAGGCCGAUGAACAGCAGAAGACUGUGAGUGCCCACAGUGAGAAGAUCGGAGCAGAAGAGAUCAAGUGUAGGGCCAUGGCUGAGAAUGCCCAGAGAGACCUGGAUGAAGCCGUGCCUGCUCUGGAGGAGGCCAUGAAGGCAUUGGAGUCCCUGAAUAAGAAGGACAUGACAGAGAUCAAGUCGUACGGCCGUCCCCCGACCCUGGUGGAGACCGUCAUGCAGGCUGUUAUGAUCCUCAGAGGCAAUGAGCCCACCUGGGCAGAGGCCAAGAGACAGCUGGGCGAGGGCAACUUCAUCAAGCAGCUGGUCCACUUUGACAAGGACAACAUCUCAGACCGCGUACUGAAGAAGAUCGGCCAGUACUGCACCCAGCCAGACUUUCAUCCAGAGAUCAUAGGACGGGUCUCCCUGGCCGCCAAGUCUCUCUGUAUGUGGGUCAGAGCCAUGGAGGUGUAUGGUCGUAUCUUCAGGGUGGUGGAGCCUAAGAGAGCCAGGCUGAACGGGGCCAUGUCCCAGCUGGCAGAGAAACAGGCUUCCCUGGCAGAGGCCCAGGCGAAACUCAUUGAGGUAGGGGAGAAGCUGGACCUGUUGAAGAGGCAGUAUGAUGAGAAGCUGGCUCAGAAGGAGGAGUUGAGGAGGAAGUCAGAGGACAUGGAGGUCAAACUGGACCGGGCCGGGAAACUGGUGUCUGGACUGGCUGGAGAGAGAAUCCGCUGGGAGGAGACUGUGGUGGGUUUGGAGACAAACAUGGGUUUUCUGGUAGGAGACUGUCUGCUGGCUGCAGCCUUCCUCUCCUACAUGGGGCCUUUCCUCUCCAACUACAGAGACCAGCUGGUCUCUAUCUGGAUGAAACAGGUGCGUGAGUUGGAGGUGCCGUGUUCUCCAGGUUUUAGUUUCGCUGUGUUCCUGUCCAAGCCCACGGCCGUAAGGGACUGGAACAUCCAGGGUCUGCCCUCCGAUGCCUUCUCCACCGAAAACGGUGUCAUCGUCACCCGUGGCAACCGAUGGCCGCUGAUGGUGGACCCACAAGGCCAAGCCCUGAAGUGGAUCAAAAAUAUGGAGAUGAAGCGGGGUCUGAAAGUGAUAGACCUUCAGAUGCCAGACUUCCUGCGUAUCUUGGAGAAUGCGGUCCAGUUUGGUUCUCCAGUUCUGCUGCAGAACGUCCAGGAGGAACUGGAUCCCUCGCUGGCCCCCAUCCUCAACAAGUCUCUCACACACGUCGGUGGAAGGCUCCUGAUGAAGUUAGGUGAUAAAGAGGUGGAGUACAGCCCAGAGUUCAGAUUCUACAUCACCACCAAGCUGUCCAACCCUCACUACACCCCCGAGAUCUCCACCAAGACCACCAUCGUCAAUUUUGCUGUCAAGGAGCAGGGCCUGGAGGCUCAGCUCCUAGGGAUCGUGGUGAGGAAGGAGCGUCCAGAGUUAGAGGAGCAGAAAGACUCUCUAGUCAUCAACAUCGCCUCUGGCAAGAGGAAACUACAGGAGCUGGAGGACGAGAUCCUCAGGCUGUUGAACGAGGCAACGGGUUCUCUCCUGGAUGAUGUUCAGCUGGUGAACACCCUGCAGACAUCUAAAGUGACGGCCACAGAGGUCUCAGAACAACUGGAGACCAGCGAACUGACUGAGAUCAAGAUCGACACGGCCAGAGAGGCGUACCGUCCUUGUGCCCAGCGGGCCUCUAUCCUGUUCUUUGUAUUAAACGAUAUGGGCCGUAUCGACCCCAUGUACCAGUUCAGUCUGGAUGCCUACAUAGACCUGUUCAACCUCAGCAUAGAGAAGAGUCAGCGCUCACACAAACUGGACGAGAGGAUCGCCAACCUCAACGACUACCACACAUACGCUGUCUACAGGUACACGUGUCGUGGUCUGUUUGAGGUCCACAAGCUGCUCUUCAGUUUCCAGAUUUGUGCCAAGAUCCUGGAGGUGGCUGGUAAACUCAACAUGGACGAAUACAGCUUCUUCCUCAGGGGAGGAUUGUCCACCCUCCCCACACCAGGUGAGUGGGAGAAUGGUUGUAAUGAACUCCAGAGGAUGUUGAUCGUGCGCUCGCUGCGGCAGGACCGUGUCGCCUUCUGCGUCGCCGCCUUCAUCAUCAACAACCUGGGAUCACGUUUCGUGGAGCCGCCCGUACUCGACAUGAAGGCUGUGGUGGAGGACUCGACCACUAAGACUCCCCUGAUAUUCGUGUUGUCUCCGGGGGUGGACCCUACAGGAGCCCUGCUACAGCUGGCUGAGGCCUCAGGGAUGAACAGGAAAUUCCAUGCCCUCUCCCUGGGCCAGGGUCAAGCCCCCAUUGCCACACGCAUGAUCAAAGAGGGAGUGAAGAGCGGUCACUGGGUGUUCCUGGCUAACUGCCACCUGUGUCUGUCCUGGAUGCCCCAGCUGGAUAAGUUAGUGGAACAGCUGCAGGUGGAGGAGCCCCAUCCUGACUUCAGACUGUGGCUCAGCUCCUCUCCUCACCCUGACUUCCCCAUCGCUAUCCUGCAGGCCGGCAUCAAGAUGACCACCGAACCGCCUCGGGGUGUGAAGUCCAAUAUGAAACGCCUGUACCAGCUGGUGACAGAGGGUCAGUUCACACGCUGUGCCCGGCCUGUGCUCUACAGGAAGCUGCUCUUCGCUCUCUGUUUCUUCCACAGCAUCCUCCUAGAGAGGAAGAAGUUCCUACAGCUGGGCUGGAACAUUAUCUACGGCUUCAACGACUCUGACUUCGAGGUUAGUGAGAGUCUGAUGAGUCUGUAUUUAGAUGAGUACGAGGAGAUCCCCUGGGACGCCCUCAAGUACCUGAUCGCUGGGGUCAACUACGGUGGUCACGUGACUGACGACUUUGACAGACGCCUGCUCACCACGUACAUCAACGACUACUUCUGUGAGGCCGCCGUCGCCGCGCCAUUCUUCAAACUCUCCUCUCUCUCUACCUACUACAUCCCCCGGGACGGGCCCCAGUCCUCCUACAGGGAGUACAUAAGCCUCCUCCCAGCCACGGAGCACCCCGAGGUGUUCGGCCAGCACCCCAACGCCGACAUCGCCUCCCAGAUUGCUGAGACCAGGACCUUGUUUGACACCCUGCUCUCCCUGCAGCCCCAGGUCACUAGUGGAGCUACUGCCGGAGCAGCUGCCGGGCCCACCAGAGAGAAUAAGGUAUUGGAGUUAGCAGCAGACGUGCUGCAGAAGAUCCCAGGCCUGAUAGACUAUGAAGGGACCAGAGUCCUGCUGGCUGACGACCCCUCACCUCUCAACGUGGUCCUACUGCAGGAGAUCCAGAGAUACAAUGCCCUGCUACACACCAUCAGGUCGUCUCUGAUAGAGCUGGAGAAGGGGAUCAAGGGUCUGGUGGUGAUGUCUAGCAGCCUGGAGGAAACAUUCCACUGCAUCUUCGAUGCCCGCGUCCCCCCACUUUGGGUUAAGGCCUACCCGUCUUUGAAGCCGCUGGCAUCGUGGACCAGGGACCUGUGCCAGCGCGUGGAGCAGUUUGCCCGCUGGGCAGAGACGGCCCACCCCCCUACCCUCUUCUGGCUCUCUGGCUUCACCUUUCCCACUGGCUUCCUCACCGCUGUGUUACAGUCGUCCGCACGUCAGCACAGCGUGUCAGUGGACACUCUAUCCUGGGAGUUUAUUGUUGCGACAGUGGAUGACAACAACCUCCUUUUCCCACCCAAGGACGGGGUGUUUAUCCGGGGGCUGUAUCUGGAAGGGGCUGGCUGGGACAAGAAGAACUCCUGUCUGGUGGAGGCUAAGCCAAUGCAGCUGGUCUGCCCCAUCCCCACCAUCCACUUCAAACCUGUUGAGAACCGCAAGAAGAUAGCCAAGAGUAUGUACUUGUGUCCAUGCUACUACUUCCCAGUGCGUUCGGGUGAUGGGGGAAGACCCUCCUUUGUGGUGGGGGUGGACCUGAAGUCUGGAGCUGUGCCUUUUGACCACUGGAUCAAAAGAGGAACCGCUCUGCUCAUGAGUCUAGACAACUAAGUGGCUACACACACACACAGUAUACACAACCUUCAUGCACAUCUCGGAAUCACACUGUAUUAAUGAAUACAAUAAUCUUAAGUAAAACACAAACAUUCUCCACCACAUGCCUUUUGAAUAGUCAUUUGAAUAUUUUGUAUGUUAAUUUGCAUCAUUCUUGUUAUUUAUGUCAGGGUAUUAUUUGUUUAAAUAUAUUCAAAUUUCUCCCAAAAAAUUACUGAAAUGAUAGUACUUUAUUCUAAUAUUUUUUAAUAAUUAGAAUAAAAUAUGAAUUAAUUAACUGAUUUUGCAAAUAAAAUAAAUGUUGAUUUACUCU
Oncorhynchus kisutch (coho salmon) is the source of this 13958-nucleotide messenger RNA. It is a transcript of the gene dnah2, whose product is annotated as dynein, axonemal, heavy chain 2. Gene Ontology annotation, molecular function: ATP binding; minus-end-directed microtubule motor activity; dynein intermediate chain binding. NCBI's taxonomy places the organism in Eukaryota, Metazoa, Chordata, Actinopteri, Salmoniformes, Salmonidae. Gene Ontology annotation, biological process: microtubule-based movement. Gene Ontology annotation, cellular component: dynein complex. The record is from RefSeq and is a predicted model, not a curated record.